Messenger RNA from Paramecium octaurelia, 2461 nucleotides. Lineage: Eukaryota; Ciliophora; Oligohymenophorea; Peniculida; Parameciidae. The record is from the annotation of a GenBank genome assembly.
UUUAUGCUUCGAACUUGUCUGAAGAAGCGAAUCCAUGCUUACUCUUCCAUUCGAGACAGAAUCAACCAAGAGAGAGCAGAGAGAUUGAAGAAUCUGCCGACUACCACACAAGAGAAAAUCAGAAACUUUGGAAUCAUAGCACACAUCGAUGCAGGCAAAACGACAACCACAGAAAGAAUGUUGUUCUAUGCAGGAGCCAUCCCAUUCCCAGGGGAAGUUCAUGACGGCACCACCACCAUGGACUUCAUGCCCUAAGAGAGACAAAGGGGAAUCACCAUCAGAUCUGCUGCCAUCUCCUUCAAUUGGGCCAAUCAUCAAUAUAAUCUCAUCGACACGCCUGGACACAUUGAUUUUACAGCUGAAGUUGAAAGGUCCCUCAGAGUUUUAGGUACAAAAUAUAAUAUCUAAUUUCGCAGAUGGAGCCAUAGCCAUCUUUGAUGGAGUCUCAGGUGUCCAAACACAAUCGGAAACUGUGUGGUUGCAAGCUAAUAAGUUCAAUAUCCCCAAAAUUGCAUUCGUAAACAAAAUGGAUAGACAAGGAGCCUCAUUAGAAUACACACUUCAAUCAAUGAAGGACAGAUUGAACAUCAAACCUUUUAUGUAUCCAUCUCAAUUCAUUACUUUAGAAUGCAGAUCCCCGUGGGUGAAAUCGAUUACUUCAAUUCUGUCAUCGAUCUCUUGACUCUCCAAGAGAUUGUCUGGUUAGACAAGUACGGCUCAGAAGUUCAAUUCAGAGAUGUCGAUAAAUCUCAUCGUUAUUAUGACAAAGCCAUCUAAGCCAGAGAUGAUCUAUUGUCCACUGUGUCUGAGUACGAUGAGAAAAUUGCCGAACUCUAUUUGGAAGACUCCAAAGAGUUGCUCAAUCAAUAGUUGCUGCUUCAUUCUAUCAGACAAAUCAUUAAUUCGCAUUACAACUAAUGUUGUCCCAUCUAUGUCGGAUCAGCACUUAAAAAUAGGGGUAUCUAACCAAUUCUGGAUGCUGUCCAUUAAUUAUUGCCAGGACCUAGUGAAAGACCAUUGAUCUUCGAUAUCAACAAUCCAAAUAACAAAAGGAAGUUAGAUAAGAGUGAAAAAUUAACUGCCUAUGUGUACAAGGUUCUACAGGAUCAAGACUUGGGACUGCUAGGAUUUACUAGAAUCUAUUCUGGAGAAAUGACCUAAAAAUAAAACUAUAAUAACAGCACCAAGGAUGAACUCAUUAAGGUCGGCAAUCUCUAUAGAGUCAGAGCCAACAGGUAUGUACCCAUCAACAGUGUUCAAGCUGGAGACAUCAUUGCAAUUCAAUCCAAACAGGCCAUUGCUGGGUCCACCAUAAUUGGACCCAAUGAUGAGAGGUAAAUCCUUAUCAUUCAUCUAGAUUUGUAUUACAGCAAUUGCAAUUACCUCAGUGUGUCUUCUUUGCCAAUCUAGAGUAUGAGUCAGCCAAGGACAAACUCAAAUUGGAUCAGGCUUUGUAAUAGUUGCAGUUGGAGGAUGAGAGCUUGAAGAUUACGGUUGUUGAUGAGACGCUAAUCACUAUUGGGGGACAAGGAGAAUUGCAUCUUGAAAUCGUAGUGCAAAGAUUGAAGGAAGAUUUUGGCUUAAACACUAAACUCAAGAAGAUGCAAGUAGAAUACAAGGAGAGCAUUAGUGAGGAAGGAGUCUUGGAAGUCAAAUAUUAGGAUAUUCUUAAAGGAAGACCUUUGUGGUUCAAAUUGAAGUUGAAAUUGUAACCAAGUGAAUAGUAGGAGAACGAAGUUAUCUUUGAUUUUGACAGAGAAAACGACUUUGACAUCCUAUAUAAGCAAUUCAAAGAAAGCCAACUCAGAUUGGUGCCCAAUCAAAAAAAUGAAUCCUCAGUCAAAUACAUCAAGAAUCCUUGCAAAAACAUUGAAGUAGAUUCCAUUUUUGAUGAUCAUGGAGAAGAAAAGGCUUAUCAUAUAUCUUCAUUGCAAUUUCCCAUGUUCUUUCAAUUGGAAAAGUCAAUACUGGCAUCUCUCAAUAGGGGUUUCUUGAAAUCCUAUUAAAUGCAAGGCGUUAAGGCCACUAUCUUGGAUGGUGCUUUCUCUGUUAAAAGAACCAAUGAUUUGGCAAUCGGCAGAGCAGUCUAAAAAUUGAUGGCAGAAAUCCAUCCCUUACUCAAAGUAGAUAUAUUCAUUUCAUCUAUUAGCCCAUCAUCCUAGAACCCAUCAUGGAUCUUGAGAUCUCUUGUCCCAAUUCAUUGUAGUAGAAGAUCAUUAAUGAUUUGAUUUCUCACAGAAGAGGAAAAAUCAUUGAAAUCAAACAAGAUUAAAAUAGAGCAGGAUCUCAAAACAGCAAUCGAGUCAUUCUUACAGCCACUAUUCCAUCUUAGGAGACCAUUGGAUAUUCCACCGCCAUUCGAUCAAUUUCUCAAGGAGAAGCCUAUUUCUCAAUGAGUUUCAAGAAGUAUGAAUUUGUGGGUGGACAAAAACAAAGUGAACUAAUAUCAGAAGUCUUUUGA